Molecule: messenger RNA, 756 nt
Organism: Debaryomyces fabryi
Lineage: Eukaryota; Fungi; Ascomycota; Pichiomycetes; Serinales; Debaryomycetaceae
Product: SDR family NAD(P)-dependent oxidoreductase
Exons: 1
Coding region: 1-756 (251 amino acids)
Molecular function (GO): oxidoreductase activity
Source: RefSeq, a predicted model, not a curated record
AUGACAUUGAAAUUAAAAGGUAAGGUUGCAUUGAUCACUGGAGGUAGUGCAGGCCUAGGGGCAGCUAUCGCUCGUCAAUUGGCUGCUGAAAAUGUUAACUUAGCAAUCAAUUACAACAAUUCCGAGGAAAGAGCAGUGAAACUUGCUGAAGAACUUGCAUCUGAAUUUGGGAUUAAAACGGUUACUAUAAAAGGAGAUAUAUUCGACACUUCGGUGGGGUACAAAUUAGUGAAUGAGACUGUGGAUAAAUUAGGUGGACUAGAUAUAGUUAUUUCGAAUGCCGGCUGGACCAAAAUAGUCCCUUAUGACGAUUUGGAUGCAUUGGAUGAUGAGUUAUGGGAUGGAUGUUUUACUGUCAAUGUCAAAGCUCACUUUUACUUAUUUAAGGCGGCAAAAAAGAUAUUUGAUCAAAAUGAAGAUGGUGGAGCCUUUAUUGCAUCUGCAUCGGUAGCUGGGCGUAUUGUAUAUGGUUCAAGUAUACCAUACGCAGUAAGCAAAGCUGCAUUAAUUCAUCUUGUCCGAAUGCUUGCAAAAACCCAGGGACCGAAAGUGCGUAUACACGCUGUAUGUCCUGGCCUCUUGUUAACAGAGUGGGGCCAAAGGUUCUCACCAGAGAGAAUAGAAAAGACUAAAGAUAUGUCUCCUAUUAAUACAUUGGCUGACGUAGAUGAGACAGCAGCACAAUUUGUUUUACUUUCAAAGUUGUCUACUUCUACAGGAUCGAUCGUCUCUAUGGAUGGUGGAAUAUCUAUUUAG